CGUGCACUUGGUGUGGAAACGAUCGCUGCAACGCAUUGCCGUGCUGCACCCGCGUGUGGUCUGAAUGCUCUAACCUGUUAACAUGGGCGCUGAAAAAAAUACGUACUGCAUCCACACUGCAUACGCAUCAUGUGUGAAACCACUUUAGGUAGUUAUAGCUGCAGGCCGGGGACCUCCAAAUGGGGGCGUAAUCUCCCAAAUGAGGGCGGGGUUAAUCCAAUAGGGGGCGGGGCUACUCAAUAAGGCUGUUGCCCCAACUUCAGAAGGGGGCGUCACUUUCACUCACGGUUAAGGUCAGGGGCUCCCUACAUCUUUAAUGGCGAUUUGGAGCUCACGCCCCUCUUUUGGAGCUGUACUCAUCUCCAAGGUUUGGAGCUCCCAGCUCAAAUUCUAUUAUUUAUAUGAUAUAUUAUAUUCCAAUAUAUUAAACCGCAUAUUGAUUAUGCUUUUGAUCACUAAUAAAAGUUUACACCCUCCAGACCCUUCAGUUGUUUUGAAGCAGGGGCGGAGGAUGGAGGUGGGCGGCGCAGAGGAUGGAGAGUAGGCGCGCCCUCUUUCCACAGCUCGCCAGCGCAGAAGUUGAGAAACUUCGGUGACGCGCUGUUCGGCGUGGUAGUGAAAACAUCGCCCAUGAAUCUGCUUACACUCACAGCAGAGAUGGAUGAGAGAAUAUAACUUAUUUCAUCUGUUUUCCCAUCUUCAGAGUCAGUCAGUCACGGUUCCUUUACAUGGAGUUUGUUCUGGGCAUCAGUUUGUGUUUUUUAUCUCAGUGAUGUCCGCACACGGAUUAUUGAACAGCGUGUUUUCAUGCUCUUCAACGGGCUCUAAAGCUACCACAAAGGGAAGAGUGCGUCAGACUCGGAGCUUGGAUUCUGCAUUGAUGAGUAACUGCGGGGCGCCUGGAGAACCCAACGGCCAGCGGUCCGUGUUUUGGAGUUCGACAUCGACAGGUGGAUUUAUGAACAACCAAACAUCUUCUGAACUUCUCGCUGCUGCUUCCAGACUGGAUCCGCAUCUCUCUUCGUCGAGUUUAUGGUCUUCUUCAGACGCGUCGUCGCUCUCAAGUGUUCACUGUGAUUACAUAAGUAGCAAACGGAGCGUGUCUCGGGAGUUAUCGCUCACUGGUUCGAGCAACAUCUUCUCACCGAGGAAGUGGCUUCAAAGAAAGGCGCCGCAGUCGGACAGCCUCUCCCAGAACACCUGUAAAUCGGAGGGUGAUUUGACCUGGAAAAGUUCAUCUGGACAUGAUCUUCAUCUGCAGUCAGUUCACAUUCAGAGUCUGUCUGAGCUGGAGAGAGUCCGACUGCAGGAAGUUGCUCUGGUCAAACUGCUUAAAGACUUUGAUUUAGGAUGCCAGAUCACCAUCCCUAAAGAUUGCCAGAAGCAUAAAAAGUCUCUCAGGAGGAAGCUGGAUUCUUUAUCAAAAGAAAAGAAAGACAAAGUGUGUGAUCCUCAGGCGUUUGGCGUGCCGCUCUCGCAGGUGAUUUUUAAUGACCGGCGACAUAAGCAGCUCCAAGACGGGCGGGAACAGAACGUGCAGCAGGACCUUGCAGACCGGGCGUCCUCACUCCUGCACCUGACCGGACGGAGAGCCAAUCAAAAGGAGCUUUCUAGCAGUAACUCCUCCCUCAGCUCCGCCUCUGAGACGGCCAAUGCGACCAGCUCCCCUGGCACACCAGAGACAGCCCUGCGCUCGCAGAGACGGGGUGGUGUGUCUGUGGACUGCAUCACUGAUCUGGAUGAUGCUCACUCUCGUCUGCUGGAGGCUCUUCAGCUGUCGCUGCCUGCACAAUCACACGGAGAGAAGAACACAAGAGACACGAAACUCAGCCUCAAUCCCAUCUACAGACAAGUGCCACGAGUGAUAGACAGCUGCUGCCAACAUCUGGAGAAAUAUGGUCUGCAGACGGUGGGGAUUUUCCGUGUCGGAAGCUCCAAGAAAAGAGUUCGACAGUUGCGUAAGGAGUUUGAUCGGGGUUCAGAUGUUGUUCUGGAUCAUCAGAACAGUGUUCAUGAUGUGGCGGCUCUGCUCAAAGAGUUCCUCAGAGACAUGCCUGAUCCACUACUGACACGAGAACUCUACACAGCCUUUAUCAACUGUGCAUCUCUAAACUGCGCAGAUCAACACACAGUGAUGCAGCUGCUCAUCUGUCUGCUGCCCGCCUGCAACUGCGACACGCUUCAGUGCUUACUUCACUUCCUGUCUAACGUGGCCAGUCACGCAGAGGACUCGCUGGACACUGACGGACGGGAGGUCAUUGGCAACAAGAUGACAUCACUGAAUCUGGCCACCAUAUUCGGACCGAACCUCCUUCACAAGCAGAAGAGUUCAGAGAAAGAGUUCAGAGUUCAGAGUUCAGCUCGUGUCGAGGACAGCGCCGCCAUAAUCACAGUCGUCCAGCACAUGAUCGACUCGCAUGAAACACUGUUCAUGAUUUCUGCUGAACUCCAGAAUGAAGUUCUAUUGAGUUUGAUGGACACAGACAGUGAUGUGGUGAAUUACCUGCUGAGGAGGAAAACAACACAGAGUGAUGAUUCGACGUCCUCCAGUGGAGAGAUCUCGCCUUAUGAAAACAACUCUCCUGUCCUCUCGGAGUGGCUGCACCCAUCAAGACAAGCCGAUGAAAAUCUCACAAUGAAUCUAGACGCUCUCACACGCAACAUCGCAGUGAAAUCGCGCCUCUCACCCUCACAGGAACACACUGGCGACUCGUUUUAUGAGAAUGUCAGUGUUUGGGAAACACAACACGCUGCUCUGAUGUCAAGAUUUCAAGACAGACGACUCACAGGUUCAGACGGGCGCCUGCAUAAUAGUGUUUCCUGCGAGGCAUUCGCUAGUAACUACAGCAACACAAAAAAGCCUGUGGGUGAGACUCAAACGUCCAGAGUCGCUGCUGAAUGUAAAGCAGAUCUGAGCGGCCCCUGCUGUAGUCAAACAACACCUGAUCCAAUUACAUCCAGCCAACGGACAAGACUGAGCCAAUCAGAGGAGGCGGUAACGCCUCCUAAAAGCCCCUCACUGUCAGCCAAACAACAUGAUGAACUUAGUGUGGCCUUUGGACAACCGGUGGGUUCAACACUACCUUACCGUGUCACUUCCUGUCAGGGGGCGGGGUCACACAUCGCCGUGCCAGCAAAGACCUUCACCGAUGAACACCCAAAAUGGCCAAUGGACAAAUGGCAGAUAUGGCAGCUGUUGUCAUCAGAGAACACAGAUGCAUUACCAGAGACAGUAGUGUAAAAAUGAAAGAAUUAUAGUUUAUAUAUAGUAUAAAUCUUUGCCCCAUUCACUUCAAUUGUAAGUGUCUCACUGUAACCUCAAUUUUUGCCUUUUUAAAGGAGGAACGAGUCGAAAUUAAUUAAUAAAACAUAUCAACAUUAUGCCACAAAUGCUGUCGAUUGAACUCAACUUGUAUUGAACCCAUAAUAUUCCUUUUAAGAAUGUCCUGAAUUUUGAACUGUUUUUAUUCCAAAGAAUGACCAAUUCUGCGUUGCACAGGGUUCACACGGUCACGGAAACCUUCGAAAUAUCAGGGAAUUUUAUAAACGUUUUUUUUUUUUUCAUGUUAUGCUCAGCUCUACAUUUUUUAUCUGCUAGAAGUAGCUCUUUGUGAGUGUAGUAUCUAAAAAAUUAUUUUUAAAAGUCCAUGGGAAUUCAUCAAUCAAAAAGUGUUUAAACCUUUUUUUGUGUGUGUACAGAAGCACUGUGAAAAAAAAUCACUAGGUGAAAAAUGUUUUUAAGGUGUCUUAGUGCCUUACUGAGCAUAUGUCCUACAAUUGUUUUUUCUAAAAAAAAAAAUUCCUCAAUUUUUUUCUCUCAAAUUUUGUUUUCUCUCUCAAAAACAGUUUUGCUCUAAAAAAACAAAACAAAAAAAACAAAUAAAAAAUAAUAAUUUCUCAAAAAAAAAACAAGAAACUACAUAUAUAUAUAUAUAUAUAUAUUAUUAUUAUUAUUUUUUUCUCAUUUUUUAAUUUUUUUUGCUAGCUAACAAUUAUCUAAAAAACAGGCAAAAACAUCUAUCUAGCACAUGUUUACAUGGGCCAACAAAUUAAAAAAGCACACUAUCAAUAGCAGCAUCUGUAUUCCUGGUGGUGAAUGUCAUCAAACUACUAGAAAUAACUCGUGGGGUAUAUUCAUUUAAUUGUGGGAUUUAAUUUAAUAGUAGACUGUCAAACAUUAUAUAUGUUUCUUUCCUUGAUUAAGAUUUGCAAAUCAUACUUGUUAGAGUAUUAUACAACCAUAAAUCAACAGAUGAAGCGCCACAGCUGUCAUCUGUCACCUUGUAAGAUUUUAUGCAUACUGAUAGUGACACCUGGUGCCGAGGUUGCUACCACAUGCUAAUUGUUAGCUAGCUAGCAAGCAAAAAAAAUGAAUAAAUAAAUAAAUAAAUCUCAUGUUUCUUCUUGAGGAGAAACAAAUGUUUUUUUGUAUUUUUUUGUAUUUUUGUAUUAUAUUUUUUGUAUUUUUAUUUUGAGAAAAACAAUUUUUGAGAGAAAAAAAAAAACAUUUGAGAAUUUUUAGAGAGAAAAAAUAUUUUGAGAGGGGAAAAAAUUGUGAGAAAAAAAGUCAGAAAAAAAAUGUGAGAGAAAAAAUAAAAUAUUUGUAGGACAUAGCCUCAGGAAGGCACUAAGUCACCUAAAAUAAAUUCACCUAGUGAUUUUUUUUUUUUUUGUUUAUUUUUUUGUUUUUUUCACAGUUCGGUUCAGCGCUUCCUUUCUAAAACAUGUCAUAUUGCCUUGUUAAAAAAAAAGUCACUUUCGAUUUGAUGGCAUGUCUCUUCUUUUACAAAAAUGAAGCUCAAAAAAUUCUCACAAUUGUUCCUCACUCUUUUUCUUUUGUGCACACUGUAUUGAAAGUAUCUUACAUCAUGUAUGUAUGUAUAAAGCUUUACUUUAGCCCUGCAGCAUAUCUUGUGUAAUCAACAUCAGCAAUAAAUGUUGACUGAUACUUUUACCUUCAUUUCAAAACCUUUCUUUUUUCAUUUUGUGCCAUAUUAUUUUGAAUGUGUCAUAAUCUUGAAUUGUUUGUUGCAUAAACACCUUGUUUUUCUCUAUAUUAUGUUUUUGCCUUGUCACAAAAAUAUCUGAAAUGUUCUGAAACUGAAUAAAAAAAGAAUG
Myxocyprinus asiaticus (Chinese sucker) is the source of this 5118-nucleotide messenger RNA. Its product is annotated as rho GTPase-activating protein 6-like. NCBI's taxonomy places the organism in Eukaryota, Metazoa, Chordata, Actinopteri, Cypriniformes, Catostomidae. Gene Ontology annotation, biological process: signal transduction. The record is from RefSeq and is a predicted model, not a curated record. The transcript has 13 exons. Bases 662 to 3241 code for a protein of 859 amino acids.